This is a messenger RNA of Mesoplodon densirostris (Blainville's beaked whale), 1233 nucleotides long. RefSeq names its product high mobility group nucleosome binding domain 5 (gene HMGN5). NCBI's taxonomy places the organism in Eukaryota, Metazoa, Chordata, Mammalia, Artiodactyla, Ziphiidae. Gene Ontology annotation, cellular component: nucleus; chromatin. Bases 118 to 1014 code for a protein of 298 amino acids. Gene Ontology annotation, molecular function: nucleosomal DNA binding. The record is from RefSeq and is a predicted model, not a curated record. Gene Ontology annotation, biological process: chromatin organization. The transcript has 6 exons.
CAGGUCGUGCUGCAAUUAGUUCAUUCAUUGAAAACUCAGUUGCUCUCUGAGCGGUCGGGUAGAGACUGCUUUCGGCUUUUUUCCUGCUGUUAAGAUCUCCUCUAGAGAGCUGCAACAAUGCCCAAAAGAAAGGUUGCAGAUCAAGGUGAUAUGAGGCAGGAGCCAAAGAGAAGAUCAGCCAGACUGUCUGCUUUACCUGUGCCCAUUACACCAGAGUUGAAGUCCAAAAGAAAAUCAACUCCAAGGAAAUUGAAGACAAAAAAUGAUAUGAUGGAAAAAAACACAGAUGCAAGUGCCAAAGCCAUAGCUGAAACCAAGAAAGAAGAGGUUAAAGAAGAAUACAACAGUGAAACUGCUGAUAAUGGAGAAGCCAACAUUAUAGAGACAGCAGCUCCUGAAAAAGAAAUAAAGGAAAUAGAAGAAGAAAAAAUUGAAGAUAUCAAAGAAGAAAGAGGAGAAAAGAAAGAAACAGUGACAGCAGAAGGAAAAGAAGAUGAAAAAGAAGAUCAGAAAGGAGAUGGAGAAGAUCAAAACAAGGAAGAAGAGAAAGGAGAAGACGGAAGAGGGAAAGAAAAUGAAAAAGAAGAUGAAGGUGGAAAAGAGAAAGAAGAAGAUGGAAAAGAGGAAGAAGACAAGAAAGACACAGGAGAUGAAAAAGAGGGUGAAAAUGGAAAAGGGAAAGGAGAAGAGGGCAAAGAGGGAGAAGAUAAAAAAGAGAAAGGAGAUGAAAAAGAGAAUGAAAAUGGAAAGGGGAAAGGAGAAAAUGGCAAAGAAUCAGAAGAUGAAAAAGAUAAAGCAGAAGAUGAAAAAAAAGGAGAUGAUAGAAAAGAGAAAGGAAAUGGAAAAGAGAAUGAAGAUGGAAAGGGGGAUGAAGGUAUAAAUGAGAAGGAAGAUGAAAAAGAGAAAGGAGAAGAUGGAAAAAAUGAAGAAGGCAAAGGGGAAGAAAAGGAGACAGGAAAGAUGGAGGAGAUGGAAAAGAAGACGAAAGCAAGGCUGAAAUUGGAAAAGAAAUAGCCGAAAGAAAAGAGGUCAAAAAAGAAGAUAGAAAAAAUGUAGAGUCUCUGAGUAUUGUUUAAAGCUGCCCUAUAUGGUUUCAUAAUUUGGUAAUAUGUACCUUCAUGUUGUAACGGUAAGAGAGAUGAAUAUUUUUAUCAAAUAUUUUAUAAACACAGCUUUUCUUUAGCACUAAUUUAAUUUCAUAACAUCUUCAUACUGGUUAUUAGUCACAAAGUU